GUCAGGCCGAAAACCAGCAGGUGCAGGGGGAUCUUUCUUCUCCGUUUCUAUCAUUUCCCUCUCUCUCUCUCUCUCUCAUCCUGCCUUCAAAACAUUUACUAAAAAGAAAAAGAAAAGGAGACUUCGAUCCAACCCUCUUUUUGUUUGGAUCUCUUUCCUUUGUCUCAGCCUUUGAACCCUCACACCCUUCAAAUCUGUCCAUUCUCGCCGCGGUUUCAGAAAACUCUGGAAUUUUGAUUCUUCUUGCGCAGAACAAUUAUUCUGGUCUGUUCAAAGUACUUGUAAGGAUUUGGGCGUUGGUAAUCUGAAGCAAAGCAGCUAUGCAGAGCCAGCUUGUCUGUAGUGGAUGCAGGAGCAUUCUUCUUUAUAAUGGAGGAGCUUCUAAUGUCUGUUGUGCAUUAUGCAAUGCAAUAACCUCAGUCUCUCCUUCCGGGACAGAAAUGGCUCAACUUAUAUGUGGAGGUUGCAGGACAUUGCUAAUGUAUACACGCGGGGCAACAAGCGUGAGAUGCUCCUGCUGCAACACAUUGAACCUUGCACCAGUAUCCAGCCAGGUUGCCCAUGUUAGUUGCGGGAACUGCCGGACAACGCUCAUGUAUCCAUAUGGAGCUCCAUCUGUUAAAUGUGCAGUCUGUCAUUAUGUUACUAACGUUGGUAUUGCUAGUGCCAGGGUUCCAAUUCCCAUGCACAGACCUAAUGGGACAGCCAACUCUGGAACAAUGCCCUCCACUUCAACUAGCCAAACGGUGGUGGUCGAGAAUCCGAUGACUGUUGACAAAAGUGGCAAAUUGGUGAGCAAUGUUGUUGUGGGGGUCACAACGGACAAAAAGUAAUUCAAUGGCAUUCAGAGAACUAUUGCUGCUGGUUUUAUUUGCAAGAAACAAUCCAAGUCCAUAUUACGCAUCAAUUGGAAGAUGGACAUGUGAGAUUAUUUGUGUAUAUGUUGGGGAUUGCCACGAUUGACAUUAAUUCGAGAAAAUAUUUCCAAUAUAUAGUUCCUGAGAACUUAUACGUGUGAUGUACUGUAUUUUAAGAGUAUAAGAAGAGAGAAAAGGUCCUUGUGCUAGUACUCCCACACUGAACAUUCUUUGCCACAUUUAGCCAAGUGAACGUGCUUUUGAGGUGUAUGUAUCUUAUUCAGAUUCAAAAUAAUGUAGAAAACUGCUAUUUUUUGUGACUGAUAA
Molecule: messenger RNA, 1184 nt
Organism: Juglans microcarpa x Juglans regia
Lineage: Eukaryota; Viridiplantae; Streptophyta; Magnoliopsida; Fagales; Juglandaceae
Product: protein LSD1-like
Exons: 8
Coding region: 321-833 (170 amino acids)
Source: RefSeq, a predicted model, not a curated record